This is a messenger RNA of Bipolaris victoriae FI3, 249 nucleotides long. RefSeq lists its product as hypothetical. The transcript has a single exon. Lineage: Eukaryota; Fungi; Ascomycota; Dothideomycetes; Pleosporales; Pleosporaceae. The annotation marks the transcript as partial. The record is from RefSeq and is a predicted model, not a curated record.
CACGCCCUGCACUGCGCUGCACACUCGUCCAGCAAAUGGCGCUCCGAGCCACACGCACACGCACACGCAAACCAACGCCCAUCAAGGUCCACGCUGCGCCGCCAUGGCCUGCCUCUGGUAGCGCCGCUCCCCUUACUUGGGUACUCGUUCACACCAUCCCACCGUCUGCGAGUGCCUGCCUAUCGGUGCUACUACAACAUGCCCAAUUCCAGCGUGCUGUCCAUAUUACGUGCCUACUCAACACAAUGA